CCUUGGAGGUGGGAGGGGUCGCUCACGCCUAGAUAAGAUAAGAUAAAGUUUGUUUGCCACACAACUUUUGGAUUAGUUUCAGUAGCAGUAGCAGUGGCAAUUGUUAUGUUGCCUUUGACUUGUUGCUAACUUUUUUUCCCUAGUUUGUGCGUUUCAAAGUUCAUUGGCAAUAAAACAGUUUAAUUAAUAUGGCAGCUUCUUCUGAACUAGUAAGCCUUGACGAACUUGUUGCGAGUUCACUUUCAGGGUUGGCACUGAAUGAAUUCAAUAGAAUUCACUAUGGAAGAAUUGAUCACCACGCAAUAAAAAUUAAAGACUGCAACAAGCAGUCCGCUACUGACAACUCCUUUGAAAUUGCUGCUUAUGAAUUUCCUGCGAAGCCUGAAGAAACUAGAAAUCCGAGACUAGUGAAAGUGGGGGUAGUUCAACAUUCGAUUGCAACAACUACCGAUAAACCUAUAGUCGAGCAGAGAGAGGCAAUAUUCAACAAAAUUCGCAAAAUUAUAACUGCUGCUGGCGAGGAAGGGGUAAAUGUAUUAUGUUUACAAGAAGCAUGGAGUAUGCCAUUUGCGUUUUGUACUAGAGAGAAGCAACCUUGGUGCGAGUUUGCGGAAUCUGCUGAAGAUGGCCCAAGCACGCAAUUUUUAAAGGACUUGGCUGUGAAGUAUGACAUGGUCAUUGUAUCUCCUAUUCUUGAAAGAGAUGAAGCCCAUGGUGAAACCAUAUGGAAUACAGCUGUGGUCAUUAAUGAGCAGGGCAAAGUCAUCGGAAAACAUAGGAAGAACCACAUUCCACGAGUUGGGGACUUCAAUGAGUCCACCUACUACUUUGAAGGCAACACUGGUCACCCUGUUUUCCAGACCAAGUAUGGCAAGAUUGCAAUAAACAUUUGUUAUGGCCGCCACCAUCCUCAGAACUGGAUGAUGUUUGGUAUAAAUGGAGCAGAGAUUGUAUUCAACCCAUCAGCCACAGUGGCUGGCUUGAGUGAACAUCUGUGGGCAGUGGAAGCCCGUAAUGCUGCUAUUGCUAACAGCUAUUUCACUGCUGCUAUUAACAGAGUUGGAUCAGAGCAGUUCCCCAAUGAGUUUACUUCGGGAGAUGGAAAACCAGCUCACAAGGAGUUUGGCCAUUUCUAUGGUUCAAGCUACAUGACAGCCCCUGAUGGCUGCCGAACUCCAGGCUUGUCUAGAGUCAAGGAUGGACUGCUGAUUGCCCAGAUGGACUUGAAUCUCUGUCGUCAGGUCAAAGAUAAAUGGGGUUUCACUAUGACUCAGCGUCUGGAUCUGUAUGCUGAGAGCCUUGCCAAGGCUAUUAAGCCUGAUUACAAACCCCAAAUUAUCCGCAAUAAUUAAUAAAUAUAAUCUCAUGUUACAAUUAUCUAAGUCAAAAAUGAAUUGGCCAUAUAUUAUUAUACUAUUGUUAUCUUUUA
Molecule: messenger RNA, 1429 nt
Organism: Leguminivora glycinivorella
Lineage: Eukaryota; Metazoa; Arthropoda; Insecta; Lepidoptera; Tortricidae
Product: beta-ureidopropionase-like
Exons: 1
Coding region: 189-1352 (387 amino acids)
Molecular function (GO): beta-ureidopropionase activity
Source: RefSeq, a predicted model, not a curated record